Glycine soja is the source of this 1285-nucleotide messenger RNA. Its product is annotated as probable protein phosphatase 2C 8. Gene Ontology annotation, molecular function: cation binding; protein serine/threonine phosphatase activity. Bases 145 to 1155 code for a protein of 336 amino acids. Gene Ontology annotation, cellular component: nucleus; cytosol. Gene Ontology annotation, biological process: protein dephosphorylation. Lineage: Eukaryota; Viridiplantae; Streptophyta; Magnoliopsida; Fabales; Fabaceae. The record is from RefSeq and is a predicted model, not a curated record. The transcript has 3 exons.
CUGAGAAGAAAGAAGCCGGUGCCAGCCGCGUGAUACCGACAUACCGUGAACAUGCCCAUACGUGAUCACAGAGAUUCUGGUAAACACGUGCAGUGUUUCAAAAGUUACUAACGGACACAGAUCCAAGCAGUUGCGACUUGCGAGAUGCAUUCGACGAAGAGUAGCACCAGCGAUAAUAUCAAUAUCAAUAUCAAAUCAAAAGAUAAAGAAAUCCAUCGAUGCUACCAUAACUACCGAAAGAAGAGAAAGCGUCCUUGCCAAGACGCUGUGGCUCCCACCACGGAAGACGACAACUGCUGCACCAAGGCCGCCGCCGCAUCACACGGUUUCAUAUCCGUUAUAGGGCGGCGGCGCGUGAUGGAGGAUGCAGUGAAGGUGGUUACCGGUUUGGUGGCGGCGGAACAACACUGUGGCGGUUACGAUUUCUUCGCGGUUUACGACGGCCACGGAGGGACCUUGGUGGCCAACGCUUGCCGCGACAGGCUGCACUUGUUGCUGGCGGAGGAAGUAGUGAGGGGGACCGCAGCAGACAAAGGGCUGGAUUGGUGCCAGGUGAUGUGUUCCUGUUUCAUGAAGAUGGACAAGGGAGUUGGUGAGGAGAACGAUGAUGGCGGCGGAAACACCAUGGGUUCGACGGCGGCGGUGGUGGUGGUCGGAAAGGAGGAGAUUGUGGUGGCCAAUUGUGGAGACUCGAGGGCGGUGUUGUGCCGUGGCGGGGUAGCUGUGCCACUUUCACGUGACCAUAAGCCUGAUCGUCCUGAUGAAAAAGAGAGGAUAGAAGCGGCAGGUGGCAUGGUCAUUAAUUGGAACGGAAAUCGUGUUUUGGGAGUACUUGCUACUUCCAGAUCCAUAGGGGAUCACUGCAUGAAACCUUUUGUGAUUUCACAACCAGAGACCAAGGUGUACGCACGAAAAGAGUCAGAUGAGUUUGUGGUAGUGGCGAGUGACGGGCUGUGGGAUGUAGUGUCUAACAAGUUUGUUUGUGAGGUUGUACGAGGUUGCCUCCAUGGGAAAAUGAGGAGGAAUUUUAAAGAGGACUCCAUUAUAAGCUAUGCAACAGAAGCUGCAGCGUUGUUGGCUAAGUUGGCUAUGGCUCGUGGAAGCAAAGACAACAUCAGUGUCAUAGUCAUCCAACUCAACACUACUACAACUUGAUCGUUGCCAUAUUCAAGCUCUUAUUUUAACUUUUCGCGUCUAAUUUUCCAAAGUUGUCCUGUAUUAUUCAUUUCAAUGUAGUGGGAAUGCUCUUUACUAAUUUUCAACAGCCAGAAAUAUGUUUCUAUAA